Molecule: messenger RNA, 1264 nt
Organism: Periconia digitata
Lineage: Eukaryota; Fungi; Ascomycota; Dothideomycetes; Pleosporales; Periconiaceae
Source: the annotation of a GenBank genome assembly
UAACUUUCAAAACUCAUUCUCAAAUCAUUCCUCAAUCCGAGUCAAUCGCCAACAUGAUGAAAUUAUACAUUGCUCUUGCUGCCAUUCCGGGAAUUUCACUGGCUAUCCCAGCCCCAGUUCCUCAAUCGAGCGACCCAGUCCGCAUCCUUCCCCCACAGUGGGAAUUUACGCUCGCCUCUUACGAAGGACCUGGUUGCCCCCAGCCUGACGGAAAAGACAGAGAAACACGGCUCACCUAUGGCCAGAAUACUGUGGACGGCUCUGAGAUCUACUAUUGGUUUGCUGCGUACCCUAAGAUCAAGGCGGCAGUUGGGGACGAUGUCGACGAGGCGCAUUCUUGGUGCGAGACUACGAUCGACUACCAGGAGUUCACCACCUACGAAAAAGAUAAACCUGCAGCAGAUUACAACUUCCGCUUGCACAAGAAUGCGUCGAGAAUCAUCUCGACCUAUGAUCUAGAGGAAGGUGUCACUGCCGAGUGGAAGUUCUCGUACAAGAUCAACGGCAAAGAGGUUGUCGACGAACUUUCCGUUGAUGGACCGAUCACCAAACUACCUUAUCAGUACGAACUCGCUACCGAAGCUCCUGAAGACUCGGAGCCCGUCCCAGCGUCCAAGUGCGGUGCAACAAGCUUCACGUACAGGACCGACUUGUAUGUGAAGGCCAACAAGGAAGGCGCAAAGGGUGUAGUGCAGGGCGAACUCAUCACUCAAACGGAUGGAUCGAAAUUCAACUAUGGCAUUCAGCAAGGCUUCAGCUAUGACUUUCAGAAAUGCACCAAGUAGUGUGGAAGCCUUUUGCUUCACACUGCAGGUCCAUGAACGGAGGCGAAGACCAUAUGAAGAGUUAUGGCUCAAAUCAAAGACCAGCAGACUAUGACCGGAACCUGUUAUCUUAUAGGGCUUCGCUAUAUGAUCGUUCUUCUCCUUGCUAGACAUCAAUAUCAAGCAUAUAGUUGGACAAAUAUACACUGGCUGUCAGAGAUGGUACAAAGUGAGUGAAGCUCAUGAAUCGAUCGAUUGACUUGAACUAGCAUUGACCUAUGAUCUCACUUCGUCUCAACGUCUCGUCUAGUGGAUCACUCGUUCGUGUUCUCGGUAGCAGGGGUAUUCAAGCAUGAUUUAAUGACUGUUCAGUAACUGCCCUGUCGCAACGAAUCAUGACUAAGGGGCAAGCCCAUCCAAUUGAUCAUUGGUUGAAUAAUUCCUUGGCUGUUCCAGCCAGGGCUUCAGCCAACCUGUUGACCAUGCACCUGUUUUUGCUU